CCCUGCGACAGCGCCUCGAUCGAAGCGGCAGCCCCGUCAUCAAGAUGGAGGACCAGGACGCCGGCCUGCACGACAUGGCCGCGCAGCAGGCCGCGGCCGAGCGGUUCCAGCCAGGCCUCGAGGGCCCGUUUGUCGGCGAAAAGACGCCGAGCGACGCCAUCACCCAGGAGUACGCCAAAGCCGACCCGGUAUACGUCGAAAAGACCAUUGCUCUGCCCCAGACAUACUCCCACUAUCGCCAGAUCAAGGGUGAUGGAAACUGCGGAUGGCGCGCCAUCGCAUUCGCCUACUACGAGAAGCUCAUCGACCUCGGAGACCAAGCCCGGAUCGAAGGCGAGGUGGCCCGCCUCAUGAGCCUCGGCUCCAUGCUCUCCAACAUUGGCCGCUACGAAUACCACGAAGACUUUGCCGAAGAGGCUCACGGCUUGCUGCGAGAUGUUGCUGCCAACAUUGCAAACCCGGGCCUGGCUCGAGUCAUCUUGCUCCAGCGUUUCAACGACAACACCGUCGAGGCAAACAUCAUCUACUACUUCCGCAUGCUGGCCGCCACCUAUCUCAAGGGAAAUGCAGCCAUCUACGACCCCUUUGUUGCCGACCAUGGAGGAAUUGCGGCAUACUGCUCGCAGGCGAUUGACAUUGUCAACCGUGAGAUUGAGCACCUGGGCAUCGUUGGCUUGGCCAACCUGCUGCUCAAGCCAAUCGACUUCGUCUUGGAGGUUGCUUACCUGGACCGCAGCCCCGGCAGCCAAGUUAAUCGCUAUCGCUUCCCGGAAGAGGCCAACGAGCAGGACCCGGCAGCUCUUGGGCCUACGAUAUAUCUGCUCUAUCGCCCCGACCACUACGACAUCCUGUACCGCACGCCACCCGUCCAGGCUCCGUCGACUCUCGCUUCCAAUGCUGCUGAUGUACAGGUAAACCGAGUCUCUAGCCUGACUAACAAUCUUGCCAUCCAUGCGGUUCCUGGCGGCGAGGCGGGCUUCCCGGGAGCCAACAUGGAUAUCCUUUCCAUGCUACCUGGCUUCGGCAUGAACUCGCUGGGUCCAAUGACUUCCAUGCCCGAAAUAUCGCCCAUGACGCCGCCCAUGGCCAGUCCUGUUGACGACCGUUAUAUAUCGUCGCAACAGCAACCUUCGUGGGCGACGCCGUUUCCCGAGCCCGUGCCCUCUCAGGUUGCACAGCAGCAACCGCCACCCUCAUUCCCCCCUGUAGUCUCGCCAGCUCCAAUGACUCCCAGCACCUCCAUGACUCCCAGCCCGACAAUGAUGAACGCCACAAGUAUCAGGAGCAACAGCAGCAGCAGCAGCCACCUCCCUGGGCUUGUUUCGAAUGUGCGGCCGGCGGAUCACACUCCUGGGAGCACUACUUUUAAGAACAGCGUGUGGAACAAGGCGCACUAUGGCAACCCCGAUUUCCACCCAGAAGAAUACGUUCCGGAUGACGACCACUCGGACGGCCGUGGCAGCGGACGAAAACGGCGGAAGGAUUCAUGAGAUUUUUGUGACACGCGCACUACUCACACCCGUUGAUGGGAUUCAAGAGCUCAGCUUUGAGCUUUUUCAUUUGAUCUCGGCCAUUGCCAGGCAAGUUGAAAACAAUAUUUGCCAAGAUCGAACUGGUUCAGCAGAACGAAGUAAGAAAGACAGAUACAGCAUAAGAUGGUCGAUAUAAGUAAAGCGAAAGGCUCUUGAUCGCUUCCAGCUACAUGGGUGGAGAAGAUUACUUUUUUUUUCUUUCUUUUUCUUGCGAGGAUUGAUAUGCUUCUUUGCAUCAUUUGGCAGGCAUGGCAUGCUUCUUUUUGUUGCGGGACCCAGCUUUGUCUGCUUACCGCACUUUUCUUAAUGAUGGAAUGCUUGGAUGAAGUUGAGAUGAAACUACCUAUGGAUGGCAUGGGUGAGAGAGGGAGAGGGGAGUGAAGCGAGGCUGAUUCAAAGUCCAGCCUGGGGGAAGAUUCGCAGGGCAACCGAGCCCAUUAUUUGUACCAGCGUUAUUUGGCUUUUGCUGCCCCGUUCUCUUUUUUUUUUUUCUUGUCCCCGAGGCAAUCAUGGAGGGUAUGUCAAGGCGGUGGCGAUAUGGCGGAGGUUUAAGAUUCUUGUUAUAUUAUGAUACGUCAUAGCAUCGGCGUUUUUGGGAGACCAGGUCGGAGGAAACUACUAAAUGCAAUCACUGCUUGUUCUAUCCUCUGCUCCGCGCUUAUGCUUUUGAUUCUUCCUGUUGGU
Molecule: messenger RNA, 2216 nt
Organism: Trichoderma atroviride IMI 206040
Lineage: Eukaryota; Fungi; Ascomycota; Sordariomycetes; Hypocreales; Hypocreaceae
Source: RefSeq, a predicted model, not a curated record